Messenger RNA from Cyclospora cayetanensis, 1422 nucleotides. RefSeq lists its product as uncharacterized. Lineage: Eukaryota; Apicomplexa; Conoidasida; Eucoccidiorida; Eimeriidae. The record is from RefSeq and is a predicted model, not a curated record. The transcript is spliced from 6 exons. The coding region runs from base 1 to 1422 and encodes 473 amino acids. Gene Ontology annotation, molecular function: N-acetyltransferase activity.
AUGCGACAUGGAAGUUUUUGCCCUACGCACUAUAGAGGGGCUGCGCUACACGCUUUCGGUUCUCCUUUGGAUUGGCUGACGGCGGUUCCAGCCCCUGAUGGCUCACACUGCCAAUCUUCAACAAAAAGAACUGCUGCAGACAUGGCUUUGUUGUCUAGCAAUAUGUCCUUUUUUAAUGGAAUGGCAUUUUCUUUCGCAGUUGGAUGUCUAAUGCAUUUAGAUCAUCCGUGCAAGGAAGGAUACGGACAAAAAUAUGCUACAACGCCGUCCCAGUCCCACGCGGGGGGUAUUCAGUGUCUUAUCAUGACAGCUUCUCCUCUAUCCCACCGGCAGGACCCUGCCUGUUCGGUCGUCUCUGAGAGACAGAGUGAACCCUUUUCUCCUGGGAGUUCCACUACGACUCCCACUACUGCGGAGAAAACCAAGACUUCACCAACGGAGAGUAAUCUUAAGAUGCAAGACGGAGGUAAUUGCGCUGUUAAUACUGACGGCAGCAACACCACCAACGAAAGCAGCAGUAUUAAUACUGUAGGUAGCAAAGAUAUUGCGAAUGGCGCCGGGAGACGCGGCAUUAGCGGCUGUGCCAGCGAGCCACAGCUUUGGCGUUCUGUAGUCCAGCAGCAGCAACAGCAACAGCAGAGUGGCGAGCAGAAUGAACAAAAGCCACGACAGCGCCGGAGGAGCAGUAGCACACAUCCCGGGAAGGGAGAAACAGAUAGCGGUGUCGUGCUGAGGGAAGCCUGUGGCGGGGAUGGUCCUCUAGUGCAGAAGCUGAUGAAGCGGCAUUUGAGGUCUCUUAUUCUCCCUGCAGUGUUUUAUUGGCUAUGUCGACAUGCGCGUGACUUUGGGAGCUUCCUAGUAAUCUGUUGCUGCUUCGCGCCCAUCAGCAGGGUGUUGAUGAGUUUGUGCUGCUUCUUGCUGCUGCUGGUUUGUCGCGUUGUUUUGGAACUCGAACAAUACGCCACAAAAGGAUGCCCAGACCUUGCGGAUUUUGAACGCCAGUACGUCGAGGUGGGAAGGAACAAGUUUUGGGUUGCAGAGAAAAAGGUGCAGGGCAACAGCCAAAUAAUUGGUUGCAUUGGUCUUAUCAUCAACCCUGCAAGCCCUCAGGACGCCCAACUGGUUCGCCUUGUAGUAUCCCCUGGGCACCGAGGUGCUGGCGUGGGUUCGCGCCUCCUGUCUGCUGCUUUGGGUUUCGCUGCGAGCUGCCGCUGUCGUUCAAUUGAAGUCUGCGCCAAUUCUCUCAACGCCAGCAGCGCAAGAUUUCUGAGAAACAGACAGUUUGAGCUUUUCCAGGUCGUCAAGAGGAACCUCAUGAGGGGCGACCUGCUGCGGUGGCGCAUGUGGCUCGAUAGCGAGGGCAGACCCAUGGAACCGAAACCGGACCCGCCAUUUGGCACCAGCGGCCUCCAAGCCGAAUAG